AUGGACACCGAUAAAUCCCAAAACUCCGAUUUCAAAAUAUCCCUCUCAAUCGAGGCCCCUCCGCCGCCGGCCGCCGCCUCGCCGGGCCUCCUCGAGCGCGGGGAGGACGUGGACCGUUUCGACUACUCCAAGCGUGCCCAGUGGCUGCGCGCCGCCGUCCUCGGCGCCAACGACGGCCUCGUCUCGACGGCGUCGCUGAUGAUGGGCGUCGGCGCCGUGAAACACGCGAUGAAGGUGAUGAUACUGACGGGGUUCGCCGGCCUGGUCGCCGGCGCGUGCUCCAUGGCCAUCGGCGAGUUCGUCUCCGUCUACUCGCAACUCGACAUCGAACGGGCCCAGCUGAGGAGGGAGAAGGAGCGGGAGGCCUCUGGCUCCGCCGUCGGCAGCGGCGGGGAUGGGGAGAGGUUGCCGAAUCCGAUGCAGGCGGCGGCGGCGUCGGCGCUGGCGUUCUCGGUGGGGGCGAUGGUGCCGCUGCUGGCGGCGUCGUUCAUCGAGGAGUACAGGGUGAGGAUGGGGGCGGUGGUGGCGGCGGCGAGCGGCGCGCUGGCGGCGUUCGGGUGGCUGGGGGCGGUGCUGGGCGGGGCGCCGGUGGGGAGAUCGGCGGCGAGGGUGCUGAUCGGGGGUUGGCUGGCGAUGGCGGUCACGUUUGGGCUCACGAAGCUGAUUGGUUCGAAGGGGCUUUAA
Messenger RNA from Striga asiatica, 684 nucleotides. Lineage: Eukaryota; Viridiplantae; Streptophyta; Magnoliopsida; Lamiales; Orobanchaceae. The record is from the annotation of a GenBank genome assembly.